GGGUUUCCUCCUUCCGUCGUCCUUCCGCUUGUUCGAUCCUGUGUUAGCAUCAUCCUCCAGGUUUAUGCUCGAAAUAGUCCGAACCAUCUUUGUUCUUGCUAAAGAUAUCUUCUCAGAACCGCAAGACGUGAGCGUACCAAUCAAGAAGCUGCGCGGUUUGAUGUUGCUUCGUUAAGCGACUGUGCAAAAAGGAACAACAAUAGGACUGAAUGUUCUUUGUGUUACUCCUCCAGACGACAAACAUGGAGCCUCACGAUGGUAUCGCGGCACUACGCUCCACUCGUUGUGCUUAUUGUCCUUGCUAAUAUUAGCAACGAGUGGCUAUUGUAUAUAUACUCUUGGACCAGGACAACCGACGCCUUCCCAUCGCCUUUCUAGCGUAUCACCGAGCCAGGAGCUCACAGUCUUUACACCCUCUUGUCCGGUCUCUUUUGCAUGUGCCUACUUGCCUACAUUCUUGCAUAGUCUCGUAUACUCUCGCUCUUUCAAGCUCGCAUCUCAUCUACGCCUACAUCACUAUCGCGUUGCAUCCUCACUAUCGUUGCAUUCCAUCCUCAUGCCCUCAUUCACACUUAGAUUCAUCUUCCUAUUUGCCGUUUUGGCCUUAAUGCAUCCCACGUUGGGUGCCCCUGCGUCUUUCCAGAAGCAGAACGCACUCGACGCACAGAAGCUCAAUGCUCAAUUCGCCGGAUUGAAAGCUUCCGAUUCAUGUACCGGUAAGUGUCUAGCUCUUCAUCUGCGCAUCUAUGGACUUCGGCCUGACAUGUGGGACUUUUUAUUAGAUGGGCAAUCAGCAUGCGUUGAAGGAUCUUUUGCACAGUGUGUUGGGUCUGCAUGGACGUUGAAGUCGUGUGGCUCAGACCUCACAUGUUUUGCACUCCCACUCGUAGCCAAGCCUGGUACAAGUCUGACUUGCGAUACCGAAUCGGAUGCCAUCGCUCGUAUGCAAGCUGCUGGUGCAGAUGCUAGCCUCACCGGUUCUAAUCCAAGCAACACGUCGAAGGCCUCGCAAUCUGCCAAAGUGAGCGCAUCGGCACAUGUACGAGCAGUCACUCUCCCAUCGUCUGGUGCCAAUGCGAUCAAUCGCAGCAGCGCUUUUGGAGCCUCCACGGCACCUUCACCUGCCGUUACUACGCCUACUGUGAAUAGCCGUGCGAGCGAGUUGAGGAAGCGGCAACAGCUGAGCUCUUCGGUUGACUUCAGUUCGUCUGCAGCUUCAAGCAUUUCUUCAUCCUCCGCAUCCACUCCUGUUUCAGUCACCUCGGCUCCCACGCCGUCUUCUUCUGCUACGCCCGACUGCAAUGGCUGUGAAGAGGACUGCGACACUGGUCAUGGUGUUUCAGUCGUGACUGUGGUAGUCACUACUACCGUAUUUGCCACUGUCACCGCUGCACCCACUGGAACACUCAGUGUUACUUCAGCCGCAUUCCAGUCCGCCUCCAGUGUAAUCAUAUCUUCUACAGCGUCCCCCUCCGCUUCUGCUGCUGCAAGCAGCGCCGAUAGUUCGUCUGCGUUUGGCUCUGCUACCGUCUCAAAUAGCUUCAGCUCCCCCACAGCAACCGGCUUCCCAACUGCGACGACUGGAUUCCCAGUUGCGACUUCCUCAGGCUCUUCUGUCGCAGAGAGCAUUGCUUCCACUGACUUCGGAAGUGCAUCUUCCAACCCCGUUCUCCAGGCCAGUCCAACUUCUGUCGUAUCCGACGCUUCUGGAAGUGCGUCCAGCAUCGCCAGCCCUCUGUCCACUAUCAUGUUGAACAAGCCAGGUUUCACCUCCAUCGUCGUUGCCUCGCCAACGAGCGUGGUGGCGAGUUUCGCGCCUACACCUUCUGUGACCCCUGCACCCAAUAACAUCAUCCUCCCUACUGAUUCGGCAGCCAUUGCGAGCAUGAUCACUGCUACUGUGAACUGAGAUUCUUUCGUUUGUGGUUCAUAAGGGUCCCAACUGCUGUAUCGAUAUAUACGUACUUUUGUGAACGAUGUAGAUUAGCGAAUUGUUGUGUAGCACUAUUCAAUGUGUAUCCUUUGCCUUUAAAUUCUGUGGAGUUAGCUGAUUUCGGGGUAAACGCUGAAAUGAACGUCGUCCAGACUCCAAGCAAUGUAAAGGCCCUUGCCAUUUUGAGACAGACGAUGUACAUGUGUCCGGUCC
Somion occarium is the source of this 2146-nucleotide messenger RNA. Lineage: Eukaryota; Fungi; Basidiomycota; Agaricomycetes; Polyporales; Cerrenaceae. The record is from the annotation of a GenBank genome assembly.